AUGUGUUUAUGGAAGUGGAUUAGCGCCGAUAACAAGUAUGAAGAUGUGUUAGAAAUGAUAUAUGUAAACGCUUCUGAAGCCAUGGCUCAGGCGUAUCAUGACUGUACUCAGGGGGCACUAAGCACGAGCAAACCGGGAUCAGCUAUGGAACCCUACAAUGACCUGUGUGUUAACUAUGGCCAGUGUGCCUACAGCAGGUUCACGGCGCUUAAAAAGGUCAACCCUGAUUUAAAAACCUUACUGUCUGUUGGCGGGAAUUCUGUCGACGGCUCCACUUUCUCUGAGUUAUCCGGAGAUGCUAAUAAAAGGAAAAUCUUCGUCAGUAGCGCCGUCGAGAUGCUCAAGAACUACAGCUUCGACGGCCUCGACAUAAACUGGAUGCACCCGGCUGACAAAGAUGGGCAGCCUGAGGACAAGGAAAACUACAUCGCCCUCCUGAGAGAUCUUUACGAAGCCUUGGCAGACGAGGACCUGAUACUCACAGCCUGCGUCUCUCUGGAGAAACUCGAGGUCGAUGUCGCCUACGACGUCCCGGGGCUCUCGGACGCCGUGGACUUCAUUUUGCUCAGCGGCUACAACCUGCACGGACCCUGGGACACGUUCACGCACCACCACGCGCCUCUCUUCCCUCACCCGGCCGACAAGGGCGACAAUGCUCUUCUCAAUAUUGACUACGGAGUUGGUUACUGGUUAUCGAAAGGAGUCGACAAGAAGAAGCUGGUGCUGGGCCUCGGCACGUAUGGAACUACAUGGACUCUGAACAACUUAGGCGACAAUGGUUACUACGCUUAUGCUACACAGGCGGGGAAACCUGGCCCUUACACAGCCACUCUGGGUUUUUUAGGCUACAAUGAGAUAUGCGAAAUGCAACAUGGGAAUAAUGAAUGGACAGUGGUGAGGGAUCCUGACAUGCACGAGCCCUACGCAUACUCGGUUGACAAGACCUGGUGUGGUUACGAGGACUCCCAGUCGAUGUGGCGGAAGGGUCAGUACGCCCGGAGCCAAGGCCUGGCGGGGACGAUGGUGUGGAGUCUGGAGACGGACGACUUCUCGGGGUCCUGCACGGGGCGGUCCUACAACCUCAUCAGGUCCAUGAAGGAGGGCUUCCUGGACCUGCCCUUUAGUACCCCUGCGCCUCCGACGAGUGCCUCAACGCAGACGACAAGCGGCUUAGUGACCCCGACGUGUGGCGACGAGACUUUCAUCCCCGACCUGUACUGUAAUAAAGUUAGUAUCGCUCUUGUGAAUGCCUGUGUUCUAAGAAGCACAUGGGGAUGA
Messenger RNA from Penaeus chinensis, 1278 nucleotides. RefSeq names its product chitinase-3-like protein 1. Gene Ontology annotation, biological process: carbohydrate metabolic process; chitin catabolic process. The record is from RefSeq and is a predicted model, not a curated record. Gene Ontology annotation, cellular component: extracellular region. The coding region runs from base 1 to 1278 and encodes 425 amino acids. Gene Ontology annotation, molecular function: chitin binding; chitinase activity. NCBI's taxonomy places the organism in Eukaryota, Metazoa, Arthropoda, Malacostraca, Decapoda, Penaeidae. The transcript has 9 exons.